This is a messenger RNA of Gloeophyllum trabeum ATCC 11539, 1831 nucleotides long. RefSeq names its product FAD/NAD P-binding domain-containing protein. NCBI's taxonomy places the organism in Eukaryota, Fungi, Basidiomycota, Agaricomycetes, Gloeophyllales, Gloeophyllaceae. The transcript has 2 exons. Gene Ontology annotation, molecular function: flavin adenine dinucleotide binding; NADP binding; N,N-dimethylaniline monooxygenase activity. The record is from RefSeq and is a predicted model, not a curated record. The coding region runs from base 92 to 1831 and encodes 579 amino acids.
CUGCUAUUCUGGACAGCGUCGGCUUUUCAGCUAUCUGUACUCGUUCGACAGAGAGUUUCUUGUACAGCCGGACACGAUUUUAACGGAGAACAUGCGGGAGGCAGAUUUGGUCAUCGUAGGGGCUGGGUGGUCUGGACUUGUCAUGGCAAAGACAUACCUUGAUUGUCAUCCGUCUACCAAGUUGAUGAUCUUGGAUGCCCACGCUACCUUGGGCGGCGUGUGGGCGCAAGAGCGCCUAUAUCCAGGUCUUCUCACGAAUAACAUGCUGGGUACCUUCGAAUACAGUGACUUUCCGAUGGACGAGACCUUUGGAGUCAAAUCAGGAAACCAUAUACCUGGCGAAGUGGUCCACAAUUAUCUCCGACAGUACGCAGAGAAACAUGAUAUUUACAGGCAGAUCCAGUUUCGUUCAAAAGUCACGAGCGUGGAGCGUCGACCUGACGCCGGCUGGACCCUAACCCUCCACCAAGGUGACAAUGAUCAUGAAACCGAGUGUAUAUUGGCACGCAAGCUGAUUUUAGCUGUCGGUUUGACCUCACAACCGUUCCUACCCGACUUCCCUGGUGCGAGUGAAUUCGACCCGCCUUUGCUUCAUUGCAAAGACCUUUCAGAACGCGAGGAAGAUCUCAUCAAGGCCUCCACCAAUGUCGUGGUCUUAGGCGGUACGAAAUACGCCUGGGACGCCGUGUACGCGUUUGCGUCCGCUGGUGUCCGCGUCGACUGGGUAAUCCGUAAAUCAGGUCACGGGCCAUGCUGGAUGUCCCCGCCAUAUGUGACUCCGUUCAAGCUAUGGCUGGAAAAGCUGGCCACAACGCGAUGUCUCACCUGGUUCAGCCCCUGCAUCUGGGGCGACUCGGAUGGGUUUGGAUUUGUCCGCCGGCUGUUGCAUAACACUCGGAUUGGGAGGUGGUUCGUCGACAAGUUUUGGGGUCUGAUCGAUGCCGACGUGUGCUCUCUCAACGGGUACGACAAAGAUCCGGACCUGGAAAAGUUGAAACCGAGGACUAGCGCAUUUUGGGUCGGAAACUCAUACAGUAUUCUCAACUACCCCACAGAUUUCUUUGACUACAUACGGAACGGAACUGUCAAAAUCCAUGUCGAAGAUAUAACGCGUCUAUCCUCGAGGACUGUGCACCUUUCGUCCGGCGAAAGCAUACGUACAGAUGCACUGAUUUGUUCGACCGGGUGGCAGAGGCGACCCAUAAUCAAGUUUCUACCGGAGGGGAUAAGUCGAGAGCUAGGACUUCCGCACGAGUCAGAUGGGACUCACGCACGUCUUAUCCAUGAAGCAGACGAACACAUCCUCUCCCGCUUCCCGCGCCUCGGGCGCCAACCUGUGAUCAACCCUAUUUAUCGUCCUCUAGAUUCCUCGACCUACGAUAAACCACUCGAACCAUACCGAUUAUAUCGGGGGAUGGUACCACCUGCGUUCUUCCAAGAGAGAUCCAUAGCGUUCAGUGGCUUCGUACUUUCGCUCAGCACUUCGCUGAUAGCGCAGGCCCAGGCACUUUGGUUGACGGCGUAUCUGGACGGAAGUCUGUCUCCUGGAAAUCAAUCAUCAAAUGAAUCAGAGGUCCAGUGGCGCUUUGCCGAAGAAAGUAUCCUGUGGCAGACGGUGCUGCAUAGUCAGUUCGGAAAGUGGAGGUACCCGGCUGGAUAUGGGAAGGACCACCCCGAUUUUAUAUUCGACGCCAUUCCGUACAUCGAUAUGCUACUCAGAGAUCUGGGCUUGGAGCAUCACAAGAAGAGUCAUUGGGUGGCGGAGUGUUUCCAACCUUACACCGUGCAAGACUAUCGCGGCCUGGUGGAUGAGUGGAGACUCAAAGCGUGA